AUGCCUCAAUUUUUCGAAUGUUCAUUUUGUCAACGUUUAUAUUCUCAACAUUCGUUGAUAAUUCAUCAGAAAAAUUGUUUGGAGCAAAAGAAAUCGGAGGAAAAUGUUGUGAAGAAACCAAAACGAUCAAAAUCUUCGAAAAGAAAACGUGAAGAUGUAAUAUUACCCGAAAGGCCAAGAACUCGAUCCUUGUCAAGAUCUUCGAUAGAUACAGGUAAGCCUUUUGAACCUUAUGAAAAAAAAGUGAACACCACUUAUUAUUUUUUUACAUAGAUAAACAAAAACGUAUGUUUUUUGUUGUUACACUUCCGGUCUAUUUUGCAGGUCAAUUUAGAAUUUGUUAUGUUUGUGGCACACAAUUUGAUGUUGAUUCGAUUGAACAACACACUAUUAAAUGCUUUCAGGGUAUGCAUUUACAGUUUGAUAUAUGUAAAAGUAUUUUGAAAACAAGCAUAUUUUCAGAAUGGUCUGAUAUGGCAAUUCCACUUUCCGAAAGAUUUUUCAUAAAUGAGCCAAAACAAUUGAAUAUUCCUUCAAUUGAUGGAACAAUAAAUACAUUUUAUGAGAAUCAAAGAUCAGUGAAAAGUUCUCGGAAUUGUCAAAUUGUUCGAUGUCGAAAAUGUAAUGCAAGAAUUGCUAUUCAUUUGGCUCAAUCACAUCAAUGCACACAGUAUGAACCAACUAUUGAAUUUUAUUUUUGA
Molecule: messenger RNA, 701 nt
Organism: Caenorhabditis angaria
Lineage: Eukaryota; Metazoa; Nematoda; Chromadorea; Rhabditida; Rhabditidae
Source: the annotation of a GenBank genome assembly